Messenger RNA from Malaya genurostris, 560 nucleotides. RefSeq names its product SIFamide-related peptide (gene SIFa). The record is from RefSeq and is a predicted model, not a curated record. Bases 85 to 312 code for a protein of 75 amino acids. NCBI's taxonomy places the organism in Eukaryota, Metazoa, Arthropoda, Insecta, Diptera, Culicidae. The transcript has 2 exons.
UUUUACCAGUAUCAGUCCGGUAUUAACAGUUGUUGAUUACAGCUUGCACAGUUCACUUGAGCUCACUCCAAAACAUUCUGAGAAAUGGCGUACUACAAAGCUAUUGGAUCAUUGUUAUUUGUUCUUCUGCUGGUUCUAACUAUCAGUACCACCACUGAGGCGGGCUACCGGAAGCCCCCAUUUAACGGUAGCAUUUUUGGGAAACGAAAUGGAAAUUCGAUUGAAUACGAAGGAAACGCUAAAGUGCUCUCAACAAUGUGCGAGAUAGCCGCCGAAGCUUGCCAAACCUGGUUCGCUCAAGAACAGAAAUAGUUCCACUGCAACCAUAGACAACACGACUUAGUUCCACGUUAGAAAACCACGUUGCCAACAGCUUUGGACGAAUGUUCGGAUAUGUACUAUUUCUGCUAGAAUACGAGUCAAAAUUACCCAUUCGAUGCCGGAAGAAGAAUUGCAACUGAUGACUGCGAGUGGAAAUUGUAAACCAAAUUUGAAACUAUGUAAAAAUAAAAACAAUAAAUGAUUUCCUGCUUGUUUUAUAUAAGAGGAAAGUAUAGAAA